AUGAGCCGAUUGGUCGCUGUUAUUCUAUUUUUGCUAGUUACUGAUACUUUUGCACAGUUCGGAGGAUUCGGCUCCAACCUCUUCGGCGGCGGAUUUAAUCGCGGAUUUGGUGGAGGAUAUCCAGGAUAUGGAUUCAAUCGAGGCUUCGGUGGCGGUUUCAACCGAGGUUACGGUGGAUUUGGCCGAGGUGGUUACGGUGGCUUUGGACGAGGUGGCUACGGUGGAUUUGGACGAGGUGGCUACGGUGGAUUCAACCGUGGAUUUGGAGGAUUCAAUCGAGGAUACGGUGGCGGUUUCAAUCGCGGUUUUGGUGGAGGAUUUAAUCGAGGAUAUGGUUUCAACCGCGGUUUUGGAGGAUUCGGUCGAGGUGGAUACGGUGGAUUUGGACGAGGUGGUUAUGGUGGUGGCUUCAAUCGCGGUUUUGGCGGCUUCGGCAGAUCCGGCUUCGGUGGCUUCGGUGGACCUGGAUUCGGCUUAUUCGGAUGA
Molecule: messenger RNA, 486 nt
Organism: Cylicostephanus goldi
Lineage: Eukaryota; Metazoa; Nematoda; Chromadorea; Rhabditida; Strongylidae
Source: the annotation of a GenBank genome assembly